Pestalotiopsis fici W106-1 is the source of this 1005-nucleotide messenger RNA. RefSeq lists its product as uncharacterized. NCBI's taxonomy places the organism in Eukaryota, Fungi, Ascomycota, Sordariomycetes, Amphisphaeriales, Sporocadaceae. The record is from RefSeq and is a predicted model, not a curated record. Gene Ontology annotation, cellular component: nucleus. The coding region runs from base 1 to 1005 and encodes 334 amino acids. The transcript has 3 exons.
AUGGGCAAGAAGAAGAGAAAGCAACCUAAUGUCGAGGAGCUCCUGGCGCGACCAUGGUGUUACUACUGCGAGCGAGACUUUGAAGAUCUCAAGCUCUUGAUUUCGCAUCAAAAGGCAAAGCAUUUCAAGUGCGAUCGAUGUGGGAGGAGGUUGAAUACAGCUGGAGGUCUAUCCGUGCACAUGAACCAAGUACACAAAGAGUCAUUAACGCUUGUCGAGAAUGCGCUUCCGAAUCGACAAGGUCUCGAGGUGGAGAUCUUCGGUAUGGAGGGUAUUCCCGAAGACGUAGUCCAACAGCACAACCAGCGCCUCAUUCAGAACUUCUACCAAGCACAAGCCGAUCGCUUUGCCGCGACGGGCAACCCCCCGCCAGGGCAGAGUGGUAAAGAAGGCCCCGUCAAGAAGAUCAAGAUUGAGACGGCAGAUGAGAUCAAGAAGCGGCUGGCUGAACACCGGGCAAGAAUGGCUACUCAGAAGACUGCCAAUGGUGGUGUUGCAAAUCCCACACCUCCCCUGGGCCUCAAUGGUCAAAGCCCUGGCCAAAACAACUCGCCAUUCCCUCCGCCAGGCGGCCAGUACCCCCAGGGCUUCCCUCCUCAAGGGGUCCCUGGCUUCUCUCCUCCACCACAGUACCCUCAAGGCGGUUUCAACUAUCCUCCGGGCAAUCUGCCUGCAAGACCGGGAGGCAAUCUUCCCGCGCCUCCUGGGUUGCCCGCUCGACCAGGACAGCCAGGCUAUGCUAGCACGGUUGACGAGCUUGUGGCUGGUGCUGCACGACAAGGUGAUAACAUUGAUCACCUCAUCAGAAGCCUAGAGUCUGGUGAGAAGCAAGCGCAGAAGCCAAGCUCAGCCACGCCUACAGCAUCUGAGCAGCCAGCAGCAGAGGAGAAGAAGUCCAAGAAGGACAAGGACAAGAAUGUCAAGAUGAUAUACGACGACGAUAUCAGUCCUGAAGAGCGGUUGGCACUUAUGCCAAAAUAUGCGUAUGUGCCUGCUGCGGCUUAG